UUGAAGAUUACGACGAUGAGGAAUACUCCUUACUCACUAGCACUUUUGACAAGCCAGAGGAGAAAAAUCGGAGGUCGUCCACUCUUGGGUCGAGUUCGAUUUUGUCACCAUCUAAAGUCACUUCGCCAUCGACGUCGUCAUUUUCAUCAUCCUCAUCAUUAUCAUCGACACCACCACCACCUCCUCCACCUCUCCCUAAAGCUGUGAUUUCACCUUCAAGAACAUUCACUGGAGAUACACGGGAUGAUAAAAAGACACUUUUGGCUAACAUCCGUGGAAAAUUGCACAAGAAAUGGGAAGAGCUUUCUGGCGAAUCUGGCUCUAGCCCUGAAAAUGAGAAUGAAAAGUGUCCAAGCCCUCUUCGGAAGCAAAAUUCUGACGAGAGCUGCGAGUCACAAAGUCCAAAAAUCAAUUCCAAAUCUGCAGUCGUUGACUCUAUCAAUAUGUCACAGGAAAUUGAGCAAGGUGAGGAACUCACCGAAGACAUUGUGCCAGACAGUUGGGAUACAGAUGAUGAUUCUGGUCUCUCAGAAAACUUGUUGGUAUGCAAAACCUCUGACGGGACCAGCACAAUCCAGCUGUCUCCACCGGCACGUUCGUCACGAAUGUCUAUUCGCGAAAGAUUCCGUGGGAGUAAAAUGAUCAAAAACAUAGUGGACCCGGUUCCCAUAAAAAUGUCAAACCUCCAAUCAAAAUCAAACCCUGAGGAAUUUGUCGAUAACGAUGGCAGAAUUUAUUAUGAUGUUGAGGAUGAGGAAAAAAACCAGAAUCCGAUGGUAAAAGAUAACGAUACAGUGACGGAAGACUCUGCUGUGAAGAAUACUGCCAAAAGUGUUUGUAGAGAUAGAACUAUACCAACCCAGAAACUUCUAAUCAUAUCUGUAUCCCUAUUUAUCUAUCUAAUUACUCCCAUGCCACCUUACCUUGCCGGUGUUAUCACUGGCGCUGCAGUUACCUCAAUAAUAUGGGUUGCCUAUUUUUGCUUCAAGAAUGCUUACAACUCUGCAAAACGAGAGGAUCUUUCUACUAAGCACAAUAAUGCUUCCCUCUCUAUUAGUCAGUUACCACCCCUCCUGGUACCAGAAAUGAAAGAACCCAAGUUGGAAGAUACCAUUAUUUACAAAGGAUGGAUGAAUGAACUGUACUACUAUGAUCCGGACAACUAUCACAUAAAUAAAACCAAUUCUGUGUAUGUUCGCCUUGAAGGAGUUACCUUGCGCCUUUCCACUCCCAAAACUAAUGUACCAAAGCGUGCUAUGUUUGAUGAAAAUCUUUCUAAUCCAACCUUCAUCAACCAGCGCCAUUAUGAUUUGAACAGCUGUCGUGUGUUUCUUCUUCCUGCAGGACUUGUUAAGAAACGCCUCUGGAGUAAAAAAUACCCAAUAUGUAUUGAUUUGACUAGAAACAGUGCUUGCAAAUCUGCCCCUUCCUUGCAAAAGAAGCCAUUAAAAGACAAUGCUUCCUCCCCCAGCACUGACAUGGGCUUCGAAGUCAUUUCUACAGAAUUGCUCAAUCCUACAAUUCUUUAUUUAUUUGCUCGUACUGGGAGAGAGAAAGAAGAAUGGUACAACAGGUUUCAUGCCGCAUCUCUGGGCUUGCCUUUGGGGAACCACAUCCAAGACAUUCAUAAUGCUUUAAAAGUACCUCCCCAUCAUAAACGCAGUGACUCUGACACUAAUAUCGGUAUAGCUGAUGGCUUUCAGAGGCACAGGCGCCACAAUUCUAUGGAUUCAAUGAAUUCUUCUGCUGCAACUACUCCAGUUGAUUCAACUGCCAGUUUAUCUCCAAUGUCUGAGAACUUUCAACACACAAACAUGAAGAAGUUCUCCCACUACAUGGCCAAGUUAAUGCCAGCUAGUCUUGAUGGAGUUAAAUCUAACUCAGGCCCACUCCAUUCGCAGAGGGAAUCUUCUUCAGUGUCAGCUUCGAGCACACCAAGCAGUCCAACCUCUCGAGAAGUCCCUUCUCCUGAUCUUCCUUAUACCAUAUUAGACUUUAGUGAACCACAACUUCUUUGGAUAAAUGCUUUAAUCGGACGUUGUUUAUGGGAUUUCUUACAAGAUAAAUCCUGGACUGACAAAGUUAUGGAAAAGUUACAGAAAAAACUCAGCAAAAUUCAUGUACCUUAUUUCAUUGAAGAACUAAAAAUUACAGAUAUCGAUUUAGGUACUUCGAUUCCGAUUCUUCAGAAGUCCUCUAAACCCUAUCUGGACGAACGUGGUUUCUGGGUUGACCUGCAGACGAUGUAUACUGGUGGUUUCAAGAUGACUAUUUCUACUAAGGUUAAUUUAAUGAAACUUAAGAAAAAGUCACUUGAAAAAUCUCCAGUUCUUACAAGCAGACGUUCUGCAGUGACGGAUUCUAAUGAAGAAGAUAGUGCUGAGUCUUCGACAGAUGAAGAGCCUGAGGAUAAUGGUAUAGACGAGAGCAGCGGAGUUCCACAGAUUGGCAGCAGUGGCAGUGGAGCUAGCCGCAAGAUCCUGCGAUACAUUGACAUGAUAACACAGUCCAAGUAUUUCCAGCAAGCCACUGAGUACAAGUAUAUAAAGAAGGCAAUGGAAGGUGUAUCCAACACGCCACUGAUUCUUACUGUUGAGGUACAUUGUCUCAAUGGGGUACUCACCAUUAAUGUGCCACCCCCACCUACAGAUAGAUUGUGGUAUGGUUUUCGUGAUAAUCCACAACUGACUCUUGUGGCUAAACCUAAGGUUGGAGAAAGAGAAGUGACUGUUACCCAUAUCACUGAAUGGAUUGAGAAGAAAUUAACCAUUGAAUUCCAGAGGUUACUUGUUUUACCAAAUAUGGACGAUCUUUUGAUUCCAAUCAUGAUAAAUCCUGUGGAGGAAUUUUUGUCACUGAUUACGACAACAGUGCACUAACAGACACAAACAAAAAAAC
Molecule: messenger RNA, 2898 nt
Organism: Octopus bimaculoides (California two-spot octopus)
Lineage: Eukaryota; Metazoa; Mollusca; Cephalopoda; Octopoda; Octopodidae
Product: testis-expressed protein 2
Cellular component (GO): endoplasmic reticulum
Molecular function (GO): lipid binding
Source: RefSeq, a predicted model, not a curated record